AUGAGUGAUCUGAUUUCAAAAACUUAUAAUAAAAUUUCAGAUGUUUUUUCAAGAUCUCAGGUAAAGAAGGCUGUAGAAGGUUUACACACUUAUUAACAAAGAGUGAAAUUAAUUGAUCAUAUUAUAGAUAGAAGAUAAGAAAUAAGAAAUGCUGAUGAUAUUGCAAAAAUUUAACAAUAUGCUCAUAUUUUUAAAAAAAUGUUAAGGAGAUAUAAAAAGAAAAAGGAUGAAGAUAAUGAAUAAGAAAAAGCUAAAUUAAAGAUGGAAAUGGUUAUGUAAUUAUUUAGAGGAGAAAAGAAAAAGCAAACUUAAAAUUAUGAUUAGGAACAAUUAAAAAAAUAACAAUUAGCUAAAUCAAGAAGAAAUGCUUUACCAUAAUAAAAAUAACAAUAAUAAUAACAUACUUAAUCAACAAAGGUUGAAGAUUCUAAAAUGUUUGAAACAUCUCCAAACAGAAAUAAAAAACUUAAUAGAUUCUUCACUGAAAAAGAUCCUAUGCAAGUAGAGAAAUAAGUAGAAUAAGAAAUAUAUGAUUUCCUCUAAAAAAAUCAUGAACUUGAUUAAGUUUAAAAAGAUAGGUUUCUUAGAUUGACUGAUAAAAGUUAGUAAAUACGAUAUAUAGAAAGUAAAGUAAAGCAUCAAUUAGUUCUUCAAGAAAAUUAAUAACAAUAAAUGGCCAUUAAAGUAUUAGAUUUUAAAUAUCAAGUAACAUUACUAAGUGAAAAACCUCUUUCGAUAAAAAAAUAACAGAGGUCAUACUUAAAUUAAAUUGGCAAAAUCUUUUUAAGGAAAAUUAAAUGAUUUUAAAAUAGAGGGUCCUCUCACUUCCCGUAGAUAGAUAAAUGGAGAAGAUUCUUUUGCUUCUUAUACAGAAAUCAAAUUAAAUAAAUUAUAUCAAGAAUCAUCAUCUAUAUAAAAGACAAUAAAAACAAAGACAUUGUCUUGUCCAACAAAUCAAAUUUAAAACUAUUUAAUACAUACUAAUAGAGAUAUAAUUGAUAUUUCAAACAAAAAAUUAUUCCAUAUUUAAAAGUUUAAAUUAUGA
Molecule: messenger RNA, 1045 nt
Organism: Paramecium pentaurelia
Lineage: Eukaryota; Ciliophora; Oligohymenophorea; Peniculida; Parameciidae
Source: the annotation of a GenBank genome assembly